AUGGGGUCUGCCUCUGGAAGUGCUUGGACUGAAGCAGCCAGAGAUGCUUUCAAAGACAUUUCCAGAUACUUCUCCAAGAAAGAAUGGACAGAGAUGGGAGACUGGGAGAAAACCCGAUACAGGAAUGUGAAAAGGAACUAUGAAGCCCUGGUCGCUAUAGGGAACACGACAUGUCUCAGAUCUCCUUGACCAGCUGUCAUGCGUCAUCACAGGCAGGCCACCAAGCCCCAGGUGGAUGACACUGAGGAUUCUGAUGAAGAAUGGACGCCCAGUCAGCAAGGCAAACCUUCUUGGGUGGCCUUCAGAGUGAAACGGAGUAAACACCAGAAGAUGUAUUUGAUAUCCUCUGUACAUUUCUACAUUUCCUCUUCCAAGCAGGCCCAGAAGCCAGUUUCCCCUCCUGGAAAAGCAAGUACCUCUGGACAUUACUCUAGACAAAAAAUGGAACUUGGGGGAGAGGAGACUGAAGGAAAGACGUAUAACCUACGAGAAAGAAAGGGCUGUGUGUACCAAGAGGUCAGCGAGCCCCAGGAUGACGACUACCUCUAUUGUGAGAAGUGUCAGAACGUCUUCAUUGACAGUUGUGCUGCUCAUGGGCCCGCUGUGUUUAUAAAGGACACUGCAGUGGACAAGGGACAUCCCAACCGCUCAGCCCUCACUCUGCCCCCUGGGCUGAAAAUCAGACCAUCGAGCAUCCCUGAGGCUGGGCUUGGAGUGUGGAAUGAAACAUCUUAUCUGCCAUUGGAUCUGCACUUUGGCCCCUAUGAGGGCCACAUCACAGAAGAUGAAGAGGCAGCCAACAGCGGGUAUUCCUGGCAGAUCACCACAGGGAGAAACUCCUGUUUUUACGUGGAUGGAAAGGACAAAUCUUGUGCCAAUUGGAUGAGGUACGUAAACUGCGCCAGGGACGACGAGGAGCAGAACCUGGUGGCCUUUCAGUAUCACAGUCAGAUCUUCUACAGAACGUGCCAGGUCGUCAGGCCGGGCUGUGAACUGCUGGUCUGGUAUGGAGAUGAGUAUGGCGAGGAGCUGGGCAUCGAGCAGGAAAGCAAGUGGAAGGGAGAGCUCACAGCAGAGAGAG
Molecule: messenger RNA, 1081 nt
Organism: Manis pentadactyla (Chinese pangolin)
Lineage: Eukaryota; Metazoa; Chordata; Mammalia; Pholidota; Manidae
Product: histone-lysine N-methyltransferase PRDM7-like
Exons: 9
Biological process (GO): regulation of DNA-templated transcription; positive regulation of reciprocal meiotic recombination
Cellular component (GO): nucleus
Molecular function (GO): protein binding; recombination hotspot binding; histone H3K36 methyltransferase activity
Source: RefSeq, a predicted model, not a curated record